Messenger RNA from Meriones unguiculatus (Mongolian gerbil), 2402 nucleotides. It is a transcript of the gene E2f6, whose product is annotated as E2F transcription factor 6. The transcript is spliced from 7 exons. The record is from RefSeq and is a predicted model, not a curated record. Gene Ontology annotation, biological process: regulation of transcription by RNA polymerase II. The coding region runs from base 227 to 1045 and encodes 272 amino acids. Gene Ontology annotation, cellular component: RNA polymerase II transcription regulator complex. Gene Ontology annotation, molecular function: protein dimerization activity; DNA-binding transcription factor activity, RNA polymerase II-specific; RNA polymerase II cis-regulatory region sequence-specific DNA binding. Lineage: Eukaryota; Metazoa; Chordata; Mammalia; Rodentia; Muridae.
CGGCCCGGGAACCUGAGCGCCUCCGCGGUCACCCCUGGUCCCCUUCGCGCCUGAGCGCAGCGCUGGGCGAGAGGGGUCGCGGUGCUCCGUGGGUGGAUCCGCGGCGCCCCGUGGGUGGAGCGGGCGGCCGGGGCGGCGCUGAAGGGGCUGCGGGGCCGGGAACGCGCGCGCCGAGCCCGCCGGGGAAGGCGGGAGGGCGCGUGGGGCGCGAGGGGCGCGGGGCAGCAUGAGUCAGCAGCGGCCGGCGCGGAGACUGCCCAGCCUGCUGGUGGACCCGGCGCAGGAAACCGUGCGCCGCCGCUGCCGGGACCCCAUCAACGUGGAGACCCUACUGCCAUCAAAAAUAAGGAUUAAUCUAGAAGAAAACGUACAGUAUGUGUCCAUGAGAAAAGCUCUGAAAGUGAAGAGGCCCCGUUUUGAUGUGUCACUGGUGUACUUAACUCGAAAGUUUAUGGAUCUUGUCAGAUCUGCCCCUGGGGGCAUCCUUGACUUAAACAAGGUUGCCACAAAACUGGGAGUCCGGAAAAGGCGUGUGUACGACAUCACCAACGUCUUGGAUGGCAUCGAGCUUGUGGAAAAGAAAUCCAAGAACCACAUACGGUGGAUAGGCUCUGACCUGAACAACUUUGGAGCCGUACCCCAGCAGAAGAAGCUGCAGGCCGAGCUCUCUGACCUGUCGGCGAUGGAAGACGCCUUGGAUGAGUUGAUUAAAGAUUGUGCUCAGCAACUGUUGGAGUUAACAGAUGACAAAGAAAAUGAAAGACUAGCGUACGUGACCUAUCAAGAUAUCCACAGCAUUCAAGCUUUCCACGAACAGAUUGUCAUUGCAGUGAAGGCUCCAGAGGAAACCAGACUGGAUGUUCCGGCUCCCAGAGAAGAUUCUAUCACAGUGCAUAUCAGGAGCACCAAAGGACCCAUUGAUGUCUAUCUGUGCGAAGUAGAACAGAACCACUCAAGUGGUAAAAUGACCGAUGGAAUAGGAGCCUCUCCAUCUAAAAGUAGACAUCCGGAAUGCCCAGAGAAAGAAGACAAGCCUCCUCAGUGAGGUGAGAGGAACUACUCAGAGGGAGUGGCUGACAGCACUGCAAAGUGAUGAAGGCUUUUGGAGCAUCCUGCGUAGAUGAAUUAUGUACCGAUUUGAUCCUCAGCAAUAAGUCUCCGUGGAGUGCUCUUGUUCUCAUUCUAAGUCCGUAGCAGCGUUGAAGGCCAGUAGUGUUCUCUAGUAGCUUCCUGCUUCAGUUCCUGGAUGGUUUCCACAUUCAAAAAAAGCGCUUUCGAUAAUCCUUCACUGCCUUUUGUCAGUGAAAUGGACCUCUUGCCUUCUGAAAUAAUUUUAUCACAAAGAAUGUCACAAGAACAGACAUCUGGCCAGCUGGCCGUGGACUCCGCCCUGCCCUGAUGGAUGGUGUUAGUUGCCUUACAGUGGUUCACAUUUGCAGUGAGGUGCUGUGCGCUGGUGAGGCGCACACACGGGGCCAAAUGUGGCACCUUUGUAUAUAUCUGUAUCAUGUUUAGAUUGCUUAUGAAAUGUGUCUGAGUGACACUUCUACCCUAAACAGCCAAAAUAAUGUAUAUAGGGAAAAUGACAGACAACGCUCUACUUCCUCCGUACCCGUAACUUAUUAGAACCCUCUGAAUGGGGGUGAGAGGAGUUUUUUUUUAAAGUUUUAUGUGAAGAAGUUUCACAGAUGCCUGUACAUUUAGCUUCAUGUACUGAAAGUAUUUUAAUACGGUCCCCAGUGCUACAGUUGGAGUCAGCUACUUCUUGAUUCUAAGCUGCCUACAGAGUCGUAUGUCCCCGUAGAUUGGUGGCAUGCCUCAAGGCACUGGGGGAAACUACAGAAAUGCCGUCUGGCAGUGGAUCAGUUCACCACAACGUGAAUUUGGUCAUGGUGAAAUUAAAAGCAUUAUUAUGCUUCUUGUGAGCAGAUCUCACAAUGUGUUUCUGCGUGCAGCCUUGCUCCUCCACAGAGGGGCUUACCUCCCGUGCAUUGUACCCUGCCCACACUCAACUCUCGUCCCGCCUUCCCAAGCACCCAGCUAUUUCUACCUCAGUGGGUAAGUCAUUUACCUCUCUGUGCCUCAGUUUACUCAGUAAUCUUACCACUAGACUGUGAGCUCCGCAAGAGACCUUUUUCAUAGUUGUGCUCAGUACCGUGCACCACGCCUAGUCCAGAACAAGUGCCCAAUAAAUGUCUAGCAAACAGGUGAGCGGGCGAGUGCGGCGUGGGGCUGAUAGGACCUGGCUUGUUGUACAGGAGUCUGGGACGCAUCAUCAGUAUGUUAAAUCUCCCUUGCUUUACAAAAGAUUUGAAGCAACUUGAAAUAACAACUGUGUAUACAAAAAAAAAAAAAAAAGAUUUAAAAUAGGGAUCCAAAAUUAAAAUAUUUUAAAAAAAUAA